GAGCCAUUCGGUUCAGUCCAGUCCGCUCAGCAGAAAUUAAAAAUAAAAUGCAUUUUGCCAGCCAAUAGAGAAGUGUACUUAAUAAAUAAAAAAUAAAAAUUGCUGUAACUUUUUCUAGAUUUUUAUUAUUACUUUCAGACUAGUUCCAAGUUAGAAAAUGGCACACACAAUCCUUUUGGUCCAACCUGGAAGCAACCCAGAAACCAGAACAUAUUCAGACUAUGAAUCUGUUAAUGACUGCAUGGAGGGGGUGUGCAGGAUCUACGAGGAGCACUUGAAAAGGCGAAAUCCCAACACGCCAACCAUCACUUAUGAUAUUUCUCAGUUAUUUGAUUUUGUUGAUCAGCUCUCUGACUUGAGCUGUCUUGUGUACCAGAAGUCAACCAACACCUACGCCCCCUACAAUAAGGAUUGGAUAAAAGAAAAAAUUUACAUAUUACUAAGACAGGCCGCUGGUCAUACUGAUUUCAACAUUGUUUAAAUCUCAAAAUCUGUAAAUCUUGUUAUGUAAAGUGUUUAUCAUGACAGAAAAAUACGUAUUGACUGUUGUGAAAUUCACUGUUUUUUUUUUCUUUCAGUUUUCCUUACCCUACUUAAUUGUUAAGACUUUAUGGACAAAAAUUUGGUUUCUUUAAUUUAGUUUUCCAAGAUUGUUCGAAAAUAUUUUUGAUACAAAAUGUCAUAGGCACUUCUUCUGUUAAUAUUGCCAAAUACCUACUGUGCCUAAUUUUUUAUAAGUGGCUUCUACUGACAUUAACACAAAAGUGUGGUUUUAUUUGGUAAAAUUAAGUUGACUCGGUGGUGGCUUUUUGAAUGAAAAUCUUUUUUUGUGAAUUUUAGAAUAGAAUCAGGGUUCAUUAUUGCAGCCAAAAAUUUCAAAGAAAAAAUUGAUGUUAUUGUACUCGAAUACUCAAGGCAUCUGCCUUAAAGUUUUUUUUUGAAAGGUUCUGCCACUUUGGUUGUAAAUGAUGAUAUGUAAGCAACAAUACACAGUUAUCAAGUGAAGUUAGUACCUACUAUAUAAUUUUUUUUAGAAAAGAAUCAAAAAAAAAAUAUACAAUAGGCCUAUUUGGGUUUGGAAAGAGGACGGUUCUAGAACGAUUCAAAACAAUCAGACAGUUUAUCAUUCAACAAAAUGAUAACAACUCGGCUACUAUCACAAAUUUCAAUAAUAAACUGUGCGAUUGUUUUGAACCGUUCUAGAACCGUCCUUUUUCCAAACCCGAAUAGGCCCAAUAUGUAUAUAUAAAUACAUGAAUUAUCGCGCCCUUAUUUGAAUUUAAAAGUAAGUUUAAAAUGAUUUCUGUGUUUUGAAAUUUUCAAAUAAUCUUGUUUUUUUACUUUUACUAUAUAAGCUAUAAGUAAGAAUUAUGUUUAUUUUCCCAAUGCUUAGGUAGAAAAUUUUAGAAUUUACCUACUUUCUAUUGUAUUAUUUUUCAGUUUUUCAAUAAAUGGGUUGAACAUACCUAA
Messenger RNA from Ceutorhynchus assimilis (cabbage seed weevil), 1470 nucleotides. The record is from the annotation of a GenBank genome assembly. Lineage: Eukaryota; Metazoa; Arthropoda; Insecta; Coleoptera; Curculionidae.